AUGCGCGAGAAGCUGGCUGUAGCCUUCGCGCCGGAGCGGCUCGACAUCAUCAACGAAAGCCAUCUGCAUGCCGGCCAUCAGGGCGGCGCAAUGGAUGGCACCGGCGAGACCCAUUUCCGCGUGCGCAUCUUGUCGGCCGCCUUUGAGGGCCUCGGCCGGCUGGCGCGGCAUCGCGCGGUCAACGAUGCGCUGGCCGAGGAACUGGCCGGCGGCCUGCAUGCGCUCGCCAUCGAGCCGGCGGCGCCGGGCGAGCCGGUCGCGGAGACGCUCGGGCUCGACCGUGCGGCCCGACGCCAUUUCAACUGGGUGGCCUAUGCUCUCCUGCUGGCCGUCGUGGUGGCCGGUGGAUGGUACUGGCUGACCCGGGCCGAUGCCGAACGCGGCGUCGAAUAUGUCACUGCAGAGGCGACGGUCGGGGGGUUCGUCGUUACCGUCGAUGCGACCGGAACGGUCGAGCCGACCAAUCUGGUCGAAAUCUCCAGCGAGCUGUCGGGCACGCUCGACGCGGUCAAUGUCGAUUUCAACGAUACGGUCGAGGUGGGGACCGUUCUGGCAACGCUCGAUACGACUCAACUGGAAGCGCAGCUUGCGGUCAGCAAGGCACAGCUCGACGCCGCCGGAGCACGAAUAGCGAUGGUCCAGGCGGGCCUCGACGAUGCAAAGCAGAAGUUCGAGGCGGCGCGCGACCUGGAAGCACGCGGCAUCACGCCCCGGCAGAUGUUCUUCACGCAGGAGGCGGCGUACAUUCGCGCCCGGGCGGAGAUGGAGUCGGCACUCGCCGACAAGGCGCUGUCCGAGGCCAAUCUGGACCUGCAGCAAGCGAUUCUCGACAAGGCCUGCAUCUGUUCGCCGAUCCGCGGCAUCGUGCUCGACCGCGCGGCCGAUCCGGGUCAGAUCGUUGCGUCCUCCCUGUCGGCACCGAUCCUGUUCACGGUCGCCGAGGAUCUGAGCCAGAUGGAAUUGCAGGUCGAUAUCGACGAAGCCGAUAUCGGCCGCAUCGCGGUCGGCAAUACCGCUACAUUCACGGUCGAUGCCUAUGACGACCGGCGCUUUCCGGCGACAGUGACCGAAGUGCGCUUCGCGCCGCAGACGGUCGAAGGCGUCGUUACCUACAAGGCGAUCCUGACGGUCGACAACAGCGCCCUGCUGCUCCGGCCGGGCAUGACGGCGACGGCCGAGAUCUCCGUGGCCGAGAUCGAGGAUGCGCUGGUCGUUCCCAAUGCAGCGCUUCGCUAUGCCCCGCCGCGCGAGCCGGGCGAUACGCAGACCGACGACGACCGGAGCGGCCUUCUGGGCAUGCUGAUGCCCGAGCGCCCGCAAGAGGAUGUCGAGGGCGAUGUUCGCACCGUGUGGGUGAUGCGCGACGGCGAGCCUGAGGAAAUCCCGGUGGUGACCGGCGACAGCGACGGUUCGGUGACCGAGUCCGGCCGGUCCGAUCCGCCGCUCAUCAAGCUGCGCGACAUCACACGCGUCUACGGGCAUGGCGAAGCGACCGUGCGGGCGCUUGACGGCAUCAACCUGACCAUCGAGGCCGGCGAGUUCAUCGCCAUCAUGGGACCGAGCGGAUCGGGCAAGUCGACGGCGAUGAACGUCAUCGGCUGCCUCGACAGCCCGACCAGCGGCACCUACCGGUUUCGCGGGGUCGAGGUCGCCGAUCUCGACCGCGAUCAGAGGGCGCUCCUGCGCCGGCACUAUCUGGGGUUUGUGUUUCAGGGCUACAAUCUGCUGCCGCGCACAAGCGCGCUUCACAAUGUCGAGCUGCCGCUGAUCUACAAGGGACUUCGGCGGGCCGAACGCAGGGCGGCUGCCACGCAGGCGCUGGAGAAGGUCGGGCUGACGCACCGCGCCCAUCACGACCCGUCCGAAUUGUCCGGCGGCCAGCAGCAGCGCGUGGCGAUCGCCCGGGCUCUGGCCGGAAAUCCCGAGGUGGUGCUUGCCGACGAGCCGACCGGCAAUCUCGAUACGCGGCGCUCGGUCGAGAUCAUGGAGGUGCUCCAGACGCUGAACCGGGAGGAUGGGCUGACCAUCGUCAUGGUUACCCAUGAGGAAGACAUGGCCCAGUUCGCCGACCGCCUGAUCUGGAUGGUCGACGGACGCAUCGAACGCGACGGACCGACCCGGCCGGAACGCGAGGUGGCCCGCGAUGCUGCGAUCUUCCGCAAUGCGCUGCGGUCGUUCCUGACGGUGCUCGGGAUUGUGAUCGGUGUCGCUGCGGUGAUCGCCAUGCUGACGGUUGGCCAGGGCUCCACCGAACAGGUGACGGCCGAUGUCGAAAAGCUCGGCACCAACGUCCUGAUGGUGCUCCCCGGCGGUGAGGCAAUGGGCGGUCCGGCCGGCACGGCCGAUCCGAUGUUCGUCAUAGGCGAUGUCGAUGCGGUGCAGGAAGAGAUCGCCAGCGUGGCGCUGGCGGCACCGAUCAGCCAGAAUCGCGCCCGCGUCGUGUUCGGCAACGAAAACCGGCGCACCGACAUUGUCGGCACCGACAACCGCUACCUUGAGGCGGCGCGCUGGGACUUCGCCCGCGGACGCGCCUGGGAAGCCUCGGAAAUCCAGUCCGGAAAGCCUGUCUGCAUUCUGGGCGAGACGGUUCGGGCAGACCUGUUCGGCUACGCCGAUCCGGUCGGCGAACAGGUGCGCAUCAAGAACAUGUCCUGCGAGGUCAUCGGCCUUCUCAAGUCGAAGGGCGCUUCGACGUUUGGCGCCGAUCAGGACGAUUUCGUGCUGAUGCCCUACCGGGCUUUUCACCGGCGGAUUGCCGGCAAUGCCGACGUCUCUACCAUCUAUGUUUCGGUGCGCGAAGGCGUGACCACCGAACGGGCCACCGAGGAGAUCGAGGCGCUGAUGCGCGACCGAAGGCGGAUCGGCGCAGGCGAGGACGACGAUUUCGACGUCAUGGACAUGGAGCAGAUCGCCACCAUGCUGUCGGGGAUCACCGACAUUCUGACCGGGCUUUUGUCGGCGGUGGCCGCGGUCAGUCUGCUGGUCGGCGGCAUCGGCAUCAUGAACAUCAUGCUGGUGUCGGUCACCGAGCGCACGCGUGAGAUCGGCAUCCGGCUUGCCGUCGGCGCCCAGGCACGGCAGGUGCUGCUGCAGUUUCUCGUCGAGGCGAUCGUGUUGUCGCUGAUUGGCGGUUUGAUCGGAAUCCUGCUCGGCCUGGCACUCGGUUAUCUUGGUGCCCAGUGGCUCGCCGUGCCGUUCCGUCCCGAUCCGCUCGUGAUCCUGAUGGCAUUCGGAUUUUCGGCGGCCGUCGGCGUGAUCUUCGGCUUUUUCCCGGCCCGGCGGGCGGCGAUGCUCGACCCGAUCGAAGCGCUGCGCCACGAAUAG
Messenger RNA from Effrenium voratum, 3324 nucleotides. The record is from the annotation of a GenBank genome assembly. NCBI's taxonomy places the organism in Eukaryota, Dinophyceae, Suessiales, Symbiodiniaceae.